AUGCAUGUUUCUGACCUGGACCCAGGAUCCCCAGAAAAGGACAGAAAGAUAGGGCAGUUGGGUUACACAGCUGCCUGGGGGAGGAGACCCCACAGCAGCAGCUGGAAAGAUCAUGGGAAACUCGGCCGUCAUGGGCAGGGACGGGUCGUGGUGACAUCCACUCAGCGAGUGCUGGGGUCAGCCACGAGCAGGGACUGGCCUUCUAAACCCUCCCUUCCCUGCAGCGGCGUGAACCGGCGGACGCUCAGCGGUGCCUCCCCUCUCUACCUGGCCUGCCAGGAGGGCCACCUGCACCUGGCGCAGUUCCUGGUGAAGGACUGUGGCGCCGAUGUGCACCUUCGAGCUCUCGACGGCAUGAGCGCCCUGCACGCUGCUGCUGCCCGUGGCCACUACUCUCUCGUCGUCUGGCUGGUCACAUUCACCGACAUCGGACUCACAGCACGGGACAACGAGGGGGCCACGGCCCUGCAUUUUGCAGCCCGAGGUGGCCACACACCCAUUCUAGACCGACUCCUGCUGAUGGGCACCCCUGUCCUGAGAGACUCCUGGGGUGGGACCCCCCUCCACGAUGCAGCAGAGAACGGGCAGAUGGAGUGCUGCCAGACCCUGGUUUCCCACCACGUGGAUCCCUCCCUGCGGGAUGAAGAUGGUUACACAGCGGCGGACCUGGCGGAGUACCACGGACACCGGGACUGUGCCCUGUACCUGCGGGAGAUGGCCCAGCCGGUGCCCCUGCUGAUGACACCGCCACCGCCACCAUUCCCCCCACCUCCACUGUUGGCCACACACUCCCUAGAGGAUGGAAGAAGAGGAGGCCUGGGGCCUGGGAACCCCACCAAUGAGUGCACAGCCCCAGCUUCGUCCCUCCACCUUGCCUGGCCUGGCCAUACUGACCAGCCUCUUCCCAGAGAGCAGAUGAGCAGCCCAGCCCCUCCGAGGAUCACCACCAAAGCCACGACCCACCCCAUGGGGACAGAGACGGCGCUGGCAGGGGAUGCCCCAGAUGGCCUGGCCUCACUGAAGCUGGACAGGCUGCCCUCAGGCGACAUCGACGGGCUGGUGCCCACUCGGGAUGAGCGCGGCCGGCCCAUCCCCGAGUGGAAGCGGCAGGUAAUGGUGCGGAAGCUGCAGGCGCGCCUGGGCACGGAGAGCGCUGCGGAGGCCCAGGUUGACAGUGGCAGCUCUGGCCCUGUGCAGCAAGCGUCCUGGAGGUACUCGCAAACCCACCAGGCCAUCCUGGGCCCCUUUGGGGAGCUACUGACCGAGGACGACCUGGUCUACCUGGAGAAGCAGAUUGCGGACCUGCAGCUCCGGCGCCGCUGUCAGGAGUAUGAGAGUGAGCUGGGCCGGCUGGCAGCUGAGCUGCAGGCCCUGCUGCCCGAGCCCCUGGUCAGCAUCACGGUCAACAGCCACUUCCUGCCCCGGGCACCCGGAGUGGAGGCCGAGGAGGCCCCCACCCUGUCGGCUGAGUCUGCGUGCUCUGCGGAGGCCUCAGAGGUGGCCCCCGGGGGGCAGCCCCUGCCCUUCUGGUGCAGCCACAUCUCCCGCCUGGUGCGCAGCCUGUCCCUGCUGUUGAAGGGCGUGCACGGGCUAGUGCAGGGGGAUGAGAAGCCAGCCACCCAGCCCCUGCGGGACACCUGCAGGGAGGCCUCGGCCAGCCCACCUUGGAGCGAGGCCCAGCGCCAGAUCCAGGAGUCGGGGGUGUCUGUGCGGACGCUGCGGGGCAACUUCGAGUCGGCCUCUGGCCCACUCUGUGGCUUCAACCCUGGCCCCUGCGAGCCAGGAGCCCAGCCCAGGCAGUGCCUGAGUGGCUGCUGGAAAGCCCUGCCUAAGCCCCGCAGUGUCCCAGCUUUGGGGCAGCCCAGGCCUGGCGACACAGAGGAGGCCAGCGACUCCGGCAUCAGCUGCGAGGAGGUGCCAUCAGAGGUGGGUGUCGCGGCCAGCCAGGACCCGGCCAGCUUGCGCAAGGAGCGCAUCGUUAUGCUCUUCCUCAGCCACUGGAGGAGGUCGGCCUACACGCCGGCCCUCAAGACUGCGGCCUACAGGACUCUAGAAGCCCGCCACACAGGGUCUCAGGGCCGGGAGGCCACCAGGAGCCCUGGGCCACCCUCUCCACCCAGCCAGGGCCCCCGGCUGGGCCACCUGUGGCAGCAGCGCAGCACCAUCACCCACCUGCUGGGCAACUGGAAGGCCAUCAUGGCUCAUGUGCCCGCCCGGCAGCUGCGACGGCUGAGCCGGCGGCCCCGUGGGGCCCUGUCCCCCGAGCAGUUCCUGCCCCACGUGGACGGGGCUCCCGUGCCCUACAGCAGCCUCUCACUGGACCUCUUCAUGCUGGGCUACUUCCAGCUCCUGGAGUGCAAUCUGCCAGCUGAGGAGCGCAAGGCGCGCCACCUGCUCUGCUUCGAAGUCUUCGAGCACCUGGGCACCCACGGCUGGGAGGCUGUGCGCACCUUCCACAAGGCCGUGACCGAUGAGGUGGCUGCUGGCCGUCGGGCCUGGACUGACGGCUUCGAGGACAUCAAAGCCCGCUUCUUCGGCUCCAGCCAGGGUCCCGCCUGGGACUCAGAGCCUGGCCGAAAGUCAGGACUGACACCGCUUGGGCCCCUGCCGCACGCUGCUGUCCCCUGCAGCGGCCCCAAGCCCGCAUUACAGCGGCUGGGGACCCGCUCCCAGCGGGGCAGCUUCAACUGCGAGGACAUCUGCGGCUACAUCGACCGGAGCUUUGCCUUCUGGAAGGAGAAGGAAGCUGAGAUGUUCAACUUUGGAGAGUGACCCAGCGGGCAGCCUGCUUUUCAAAACGCAGUUUGGGGGUGACUUGGGAUUUCUCUUUUCUUUUCCUUGCUUACUCCCUUGGUGGCCGGGUGAGCCAGGCAAAGCUGCGGAUGCUCAGUGUAUGCACGGCAGCCUCCAGUCCUGCCGGUUAUCACAGGCUGUGGGACUCUUCUGUCGUCUGCUUCUCCGAGCUGGGACUCAGACUCCUUCUCACCACUGCCUCCAGGAAGCCCCUUGGUAGGCCCUGAAGUUAGGCCACCCCAGCCCAGGGCACCUCUGCCGGGCUGGCCUCCGGGACCCAGGAUGCUGUUUCCCACUUGUCCUUCCCCAGUGCCACCAAUUACCUGGCCGUCCUGUCCCUCAGUUUCCCUGGUGCUGGUGGCCUCAGCCACAUCCACCUUCCACACAAGCCUGAGGUGGGCCCAGGCCCUGGACCUGCCCGUUUUUCCUGCUGACCUUGGGCCAUACCCCUUCACCUCCCAGGACAGAUUCCAUGGGCAGGAGGCCUUCCUACCAGACUGUCCCUGCUGGUCACGCACCUACACCCACCAGGCCAGGUGCUCCCACCCCCAAGGUGCUCCAGAGGCCCAGCUCCCUCAAAGGAAGCCUCCCCACGGGGCCCCUGUCCUCCAGCUGACUGCCCUGACCUGGUCGUGGGCCCCUGCAAGGCCGGAGAGCAGGGGCGUGGAAGUAGCAGCGGUCAGGAGGCCUCCAGGCAAGGUGGCCGGCACCCACUCUCAGAGGCUGCUGCAACAGAGGAGAAUGCCACCGGGGUGGCCACCAGCCAGACCUCGGUGGAGUGUGGCUACUUCGUGAGGGCACUUGGGUGUCACCCACAGCACACCUCUCCUCCACGGUGGCCUGGGUGCUGAAGGGAGGGACACAGGGAAAUGGAUUCUGCCCUCGGGGGCUCUGGGUGCUGCAGAGUAUCCCUUAAUGGGUGCUGGGCAUGGUUGGUACAGGGUGUGGCUUGUCCGCAGCUCCUGAUGGCAGCCAGGAGGAUGGAUCACCAGCAAGGCUCUGGGGCUGACGAGGGCUGGGCCCAAGCCCACAGGGACUUUGGGGGCAGGCCUCUGCCACUGUGAGAUGGCCCAGCAGGCAGGGGCAGGGAGGUAAGGCUUCAGGUUCCCUGGGACAGAGGAGGGUGCAGUCAGGGACAAGCUUGUCAGGGGUCCCCACCUCACUCCCAGGGGAUUAUCUGGGCAGAGCAUGGAGGGCAGCGGGCAAGCUGGUAGAUGGAAUAGAGAGACUCUUACAGCUGACUGGGGCCCAGGGAGAGGGAAGCUCAUGAAGAUGGAAAAUUGAGAGGGAUGGUAUUGGCCAUCGGGCGAGUGGGGACAGGAAGGGAACUAGCAAUGGCCCAGCCCCAGCCCGUGGCUUUUCUCCCAGGGCCUGCUCUGUAGCCAGCCCCCUCCGGCUUCCUCCACUGCUGAGGACCCUGUGGCAGAGCUGAAGCUGAACAUACGUUUGCUAAAUAAAGAUUCCUGUUCCUAGC
This is a messenger RNA of Callithrix jacchus (white-tufted-ear marmoset), 4267 nucleotides long. RefSeq names its product espin like (gene ESPNL). Gene Ontology annotation, molecular function: actin filament binding. Gene Ontology annotation, biological process: actin filament bundle assembly. Gene Ontology annotation, cellular component: cytoplasm. NCBI's taxonomy places the organism in Eukaryota, Metazoa, Chordata, Mammalia, Primates, Cebidae. The record is from RefSeq and is a predicted model, not a curated record.